Messenger RNA from Drosophila ficusphila, 4386 nucleotides. It is a transcript of the gene AOX3, whose product is annotated as indole-3-acetaldehyde oxidase. The record is from RefSeq and is a predicted model, not a curated record. NCBI's taxonomy places the organism in Eukaryota, Metazoa, Arthropoda, Insecta, Diptera, Drosophilidae. Gene Ontology annotation, molecular function: iron ion binding; FAD binding; 2 iron, 2 sulfur cluster binding.
UUAUUAUUCCGCAGACGGUGGUUCCCAAGUGAGGAGCAACCAGUCCGCAAAGUGCAAUUAACGGCGAUCGUCAAGCUCAAAAAAUAUACUCAAAUCGUUGUUAACUCACACAGAGUGUGCAUGUGUGUCGAGUCUAACUUUUGUUUGUUUACGGCCGCCGAGAAAAUCGCAAUCUAAAUAACAGAGAACGGGACCCAAGACCCGAUUUUUCGAUCAGUUGAGCAACGACACUCGAAGCGACCGGAGAAAAAAAAACACUUCAAGCAGCUGACAUUUAAGUCAUUGUUGUCCCGUUUCUUGUUGACAAAGGUGUCUAUUAGAAUGACUACUAAAUUCACUAUCAACGGGUUACCGUAUACAGUAAACCUAACCAAUCUCCCGCCGGACAUUACCUUGAACACCUUUAUCCGGGAGCAUGCCCAACUUACGGCCACCAAAUUUAUGUGCCAGGAGGGAGGAUGUGGCGCCUGCAUUUGCGUGGUUCGCGAUGGAAAGCGCAGCUGGGCAGUCAAUUCGUGCCUCACACUGCUGAAUACCUGUGCCCAGCUGGAGAUCGUGACCGCCGAAGGAUUGGGCAACCAGCGCACCGGCUACAAUCCUAUCCAGAAGCGGCUGGCCAAGAUGAAUGGCACCCAGUGUGGAUUCUGUUCUCCGGGAUUCGUGAUGAACAUGUACGGUUUGCUGGAGCAGAACGACGGCAAGGUCAGCAUGACGGAGGUGGAGAACUCUUUUGGUGGAAACAUUUGCCGCUGCACCGGUUACCGUCCCAUUUUGGAUGCCAUGAAGUCUUUUGCAGUGGAUAGCAAUAUUCAAAUCCCGGCAGAGUGCGCUGAUAUUGAGGAUGUGAAGCCCCGAAAUUGUCCAAAGACUGGGUUAGCCUGCAGUGGCAGCUGCCUUCCGUCCACUUUGGUCUACGCCGAUGAAACUCAGUGGCACUGGCCCAAAAACCUGACUGAACUUUUCGAGGCACUGGAUAAAGUUAAGGAUUCGGAGGAAUUUAUGCUGGUGGCAGGCAAUACGGCUCAUGGUGUUUAUAGACGAUCGACCGAUAUCAAACACUUUAUAGAUUUGCACGGAGUGGAGGAGCUGCAUCAGCACAGCUCCGAAGGUCAGCAAUUGAAGCUGGGAGCUAAUCUCAGUCUAACCCAAACAAUGGAAAUCAUUCGAACUACUUCUAAGCAACCAGGCUUUGAGUAUUUGGAGGUAUUAUGGAAUCACAUCGAUCUGAUUGCCAAUGUUCCAGUACGAAACUCUGGUACCUUAGCUGGAAAUAUUUCCAUAAAGAAACAACACCCCGAGUUUCCUUCGGAUAUUUUUAUAUCCUUUGAGGCAUUGAAUGUUAAGGUGCUGACCAUGAAAAAAGCUACUGAGGAAAAGGAAAUGUCUCUAUCAGAAUAUUUGGCCACUAAUGAUAGGAAACUGCUGCUCAAAACAUUUAUACUACCCGCUUAUCCAAAGGAUAAGUACAUAUACGAUUCCUACAAGAUCAUGCCUCGUGCCCAGAAUGCCCACGCUUAUGUAAACGCCGCAUUUCUUCUAGAAUUGGAAACCAACUCUAAUGUGAAGUCGGCUCGCAUUUGUUUUGGUGGCAUUCGUCCAGAUUUUGUACACGCCUCAGUUAUUGAGAAACUAAUGGUGGGGCAGAGCCCCUAUGAAAGCAAUAUGGUGGAGCAGACCUUCUCCAAACUGGAGGAGCUUAUUAAGCCAGAUGAAGUGCUACCCGAUGCCAGUCCCGCCUAUCGAUCCAAAUUGGCCUGCGGCUUGUUCUACAAAUUCCUUUUGAAACACGCUCCCGAAGCAGAAGUUGGCGAGAAGUUCCGCAGUGGAGGACAGAUCCUGCAGAGACCACUCUCCUCUGGGUUGCAAACUUUUCAGACCCAAAAGAAAAACUAUCCCGUCACCCAGGCGGUGGAAAAGGUGGAGGGCAUGAUCCAGUGCUCCGGAGAAGCCACUUACAUGAACGAUGUGCUGACCACUUCCAACACUUUGCACUGCGCAUUUGUGGGUGCCACAAAAGUGGGAGCCACUAUCGAUCAAAUUGAUGCCUCAGAUGCCUUGAAAGAACCAGGAGUUGUGGCCUUUUACUCAGCGAAGGAUAUAUCCGGUACAAAUACAUUUGUUGAGCCCAGUUUUGGUUUCGAGGCGGAGGAGAUCUUCUGCGCGGGAUUGGUUCGCCACUCUGAACAACCAGCUGGUGUAAUCGUGGCUCUAACUGCUGACCAGGCUCAAAGAGCCGCAAAGCUGGUGAGGAUCAGCUACAGCAAUCCAAGUCCCGGCUUUAAAUUGCUUCCGAGCUUGAAAGAUGUUUUUGCAACAUCCACUCCGGAUCUGUCACGCAUUAUUCCUGUAUCAAAAGAUGAUUCAAAGAAGAUCAAGUUCUCUGAUCAGCCAGAUAAAGAUGUCAGGGGUAUUUUCGAGAUGGGUUUGCAGUACCACUUCACCAUGGAGCCACAAACCACGGUGGCUAUUCCUUUUGAAGAUGGUUUGAAGAUCUUCUCAGCCACUCAGUGGAUGGAUCUCACUCAGGCUGUGAUUGCUCAUAUGCUGCAGGUUAAGGCAAAGGAUGUCCAGCUGCAAGUUCGUAGAUUGGGUGGAGGAUAUGGAUCGAAGAUAUCCCGUGGCAACCAGGUGGCCUGUGCCGCUGCUCUAGCUGCCUAUAAACUGAAUCGUCCAGUUCGUUUUGUCCAAUCUCUGGAGUCCAUGAUGGAUUGCAAUGGCAAACGAUGGGCUUGUCGCUCCGAUUACCAGUGCCACAUCCAGUCAAGUGGCAAGAUUGUUGGAAUGACAAACGAUUUCUACGAGGAUGCUGGCUGGAACACGAAUGAAAGUCCCAUUGAGGGUCACUCCACCUUCACGGCCACAAAUUGCUACGACUUGACUGGAGAGAACUUUAAGAACAAGGGAAAUGCGGUGCUCACAGAUGCCCCCAGUUCCACUUGGUGUCGAGCUCCGGGUUCUGUGGAGGGAAUCGCCAUGAUGGAGAACAUCAUCGAACACGUUGCAUUUGAAGUCCAGAAAGAUCCGGCUGAAGUGCGUUUGGCAAACAUUAAACCUGGAAACAAGAUAGCAGAAUUACUUCCAGAAUUCCUGACUUCAAGAGAAUAUGCGUUGAGAAAGCAGGAGAUCGAAGCGCAUAAUGCCAAAAAUCGCUGGACGAAAAGGGGCAUUGGCCUGGCUGUCAUGGACUAUCCUAUCUUUUAUUUUGGUCACUACCCGGCUACUGUCGCUAUAUACCAUGUGGAUGGAACUGUUGUGGUUACUCAUGGAGGCAUUGAAAUGGGACAAGGUAUGAACACAAAGGUGGCUCAGGUGGCUGCCUACAUCCUGGGAAUCGAUUUGAGCUUUGUGAAGGUGGAAUCCUCUGACACAAUCAAUGGAGCUAAUUCCAUGGUCACCGGUGGAGCUGUGGGCAGUGAAAGUCUUUGCUAUGCAGUUCGCAAGGCCUGCGAAACCCUGAACAAUCGAUUGCAACCUGUGAAGAAAAAUGCCACUUGGGUGGAAACCGUUGAGGCAGCCAACGCUGCGAGCAUUAACCUGGUUGCCUCGGAUCAUUACAAGCAGGGCGACAUGGAGAACUAUCAUGUUUAUGGACUGGCCUUGACCGAAAUUGAGUUGGAUGUGCUCACCGGAAACAGUCAGAUCAAAAGAGUGGAUAUCCUGGAGGAUGCCGGAGAGAGUUUGAGUCCUUACAUCGACAUUGGACAGAUCGAGGGAGCCUUCGUCAUGUGUCUGGGUUACUGGUUGAGUGAGCAGUUGGUCUACGACAGCGAGACAGGUCGCCUUCUGACCAAUCGCACCUGGAACUACAAGCCUCCGGGAGCCAAGGAUAUUCCCAUCGAUUUCCGCAUUGAGCUAAUCCAGAAACCCAAUCCAAGUGGAGCGGGAUUCAUGAGGUCCAAGGCAACUGGAGAACCUCCCUGCUGUUUGGCUGUCAGUGUGGUUUUCGCCCUUCGUCAAGCCUUGGAGUCAGCCCGUCAGGAUGCAGGGCUCCCAAGGGAAUGGGUUCGCCUAGGAGCUCCCACAACUCCAGAAACUCUGGUGGUUAAUGCAGGACACGAUGCAGCGAGCUUUAAACUUAAGUAGAGCUCCAAUUGGAGUGGUGUUUUGGUGCAUACUUUUAACUUUUUUAAACAUAUAUAUAUUUGAAAUAUAUACUUUAUUAAAUAAAUACUGAUUUAUUUUAUUUUGCAGUGCACACUUAGAAUUUAAUCGAAGACAAGAGUCAGAAUAAUUAAACUGUAUUAUCGUUUGCUAUCAGCGGGUAACUUUUAUCAUACAUAUGUUAGUCAUUUAUACGUGACUAAAAGUUUGUUUGGCUUUGUAUAAAUAAUUCACGUUUCUUUUCAUUACUUCAAAAUAAAGCGCAUGAAAAGAUGUAAUUUUACA